Molecule: messenger RNA, 279 nt
Organism: Penicillium pulvis
Lineage: Eukaryota; Fungi; Ascomycota; Eurotiomycetes; Eurotiales; Aspergillaceae
Product: dolichol-phosphate mannosyltransferase subunit 3
Exons: 3
Coding region: 1-279 (92 amino acids)
Biological process (GO): GPI anchor biosynthetic process
Cellular component (GO): dolichol-phosphate-mannose synthase complex; endoplasmic reticulum membrane
Source: RefSeq, a predicted model, not a curated record
AUGACGCGCGCCCAGCAAACCAUUUCCGUCCUUCUCCUCGUUUCCUCUCUUUACCUCAGUCUCUACCUUGGUCUCAUCCCUCUGAACGAGACCCUCCAGAACGAAGUCAUCCCCGUGCUCCCCUUCUGGGCUGUUAUUGUCUUUGGAUGCUACCUUCUCGCCCGUCUCGGUCUUGCGAUCUUCACCUUUAAUGACGUCCCCGAGGCACACGCGGAACUGCAGAAGGAGAUUGAACAGGCCAAGAUCGAACUGCGCCAGGGCAAGAUUGAUGUCGAUUAA